AAUAACCCUCUACUAGGGUUUAUCCCCUACCUCCGCCACCCCCAAAACCUCCAUGGCCGGAGCGCCACCAAUCCCCACCACCGCCGCCGCCGCCGCCCGCCGCCUCUGCCUCCAUUUCCACAUCCCAACCACCGUCCCUCCUCACGCCCACCACUGCUCCCGCUGACCCAUGAUCACCCGCCGUGCGGCGGCGGUAGCCCUACGCGCCUCCCUGCGCCGCGCAUGCUCCUCCCACGCCGCCAACUCCGACGACCCCCUCUUUGGCCUCUUCGACGCCACCGCGCCGCACCCCGAGCCCCGCCUCCUCCCCAAAGAUUUCGCCUUUAUCAAGCACCCCGCCCCUGCGCUCCCCGCCGCCGCCCUCCCGCCCCCGGAGGCCGUCCUGAUCUCCAAGGCGGUCCGAGCCUACGGCGCCGACUUCGACGGGAAGGCGGAGCGGUUCCUGCGCCGGUACCGCGAGUUCCUGACCGACUCCCUCGUGGUCGCGGUGCUCCGGGCGGUGCGCUCCCCGGAGCUCUGCGUCAGGUUCUUCCUCUGGGCGGAGCGGCAGGUGGGGUACAGCCACACCGGCGCCUGCUACGACGCGCUCGCCGAGGUUCUGGGCUUCGAAGACCGUGCCCUGACCACCCACAGGCUGCUCAGGGAGAUUGGGGAGGAUGACCGCGAGGUGCUCGGCAGACUGCUCAAUGUGCUGGUGCGGCGGUGCUGCCGCCGCGGCCUGUGGGGCGAGGCGCUGGAGGAGGUCGGGAGGCUCAAGGACUUUGGGUACAGGCCGUCCGCGGUGACCUACAAUGCGCUGGUGCAGGUGCUCGCGAGCGCGGGGCAGGUGGAGAUGGGGUUCCGGGUGCACAAGGAGAUGUCGGCGUCGGGGUUCUGCAUGGACAGGUCCACGGUCGGAUGCUUUGCCGAGGCGCUGUGCAAGGAUGGGCGCUGGACCGAUGCGCUUGACAUGGUAGAGAGGGAGGAUUUCAAGCUCGACACGGUGCUGUGCACCCAGAUGAUCAGUGGGCUGAUGGAGGCCUCCCUCUUCAAUGAGGCGAUGUCAUUUCUUCAUAGGAUGAGGUGCAACUCGUGUAUACCGAAUGCGAUAACGUAUAGGACGCUGCUCUCGGGAUUCCUGAAAAAGAAGGAGCUUGGCUGGUGUAAGAGGAUCAUCAACAUGAUGAUGGCAGAGGGUUGCAGUCCGAAUCCUGCGUUUUUCAAUUCGCUUGUGCAUAGUUAUUGCAGUGCCGAGGAUUAUGCGUAUGCAUAUAAGCUCCUUAAUAGGAUGAAAACUUGUGGUUGCCCUCCUGGUUACGUUGUGUACAACAUAUUUAUUGGAAGUAUUUGUGGCCGAGAACAAUUGCCAAAGCCGGAGCUGUUGGAUUUGGCGGAGAAAGUUUACGAGGAGAUGCUGGUUGCUGGUUGCGUUCUUAAUAAGAUUAACACUGCCAAUUUUGUUCGGUGCCUUUGUGGUGCUGGCAAAUUUGAAAAGGCAUUUCAGAUCAUGAAGGAGAUGAUGAGGAAAGGCUUUGUUCCUGAUGCAAGCACGUACUAUAAGGUCAUCACUUUUCUGUGCCAGGCUAAUAAGGUAGACAAGGCGCUCCUUUUGUUUGAAGAGAUGAAGAGGGCGGGUGUUAAUCCAGAUGUGUACACGUACACAAUUUUGAUUGAUGGCUUUUGUAAGGCUGGUCUCAUUGAACAAGCCCGGAGCUGGUUUGAUGAAAUGACAAGUGCAGGCUGCUCACCAACUGUAGUAACGUAUACUGCAUUGCUUCAUGCUUAUCUGAAAUCUAAGCAGCUCUUGCAGGCUAAUGACAUUUUCCAUAGAAUGGUUGAUGAUGCCUGCUAUCCAAAUGCUGUUACAUACAGUGCACUAAUUGAUGGCCUCUGUAAGGCGGGCGAAGUCCAAAAGGCUUGUGAAAUCUACGCCAAGUUAAUAGGAGCUUCUGACAAUGUAGAAACUGAUUUCUACUUUGAAAACAAGGGCGUAGACACUAUUUCUCCAAAUGUUAUCACAUAUGGUGCACUCGUAGAUGGUUUGUGCAAGGCUCAAAAGGUGGCUGAUGCUCAUGAGUUGCUAGAUUCUAUGCUAUCAGCUGGCUGUGAGCCCAAUCAGAUUGUUUAUGAUGCUCUGAUUGAUGGUUUUUGCAAAGUUGGAAAAAUCGAUAAUGCUCAGGAGGUAUUUCUGAGAAUGACUAAGUGUGGUUACUUGCCUAGUGUGCAUACGUACACGUCCUUGAUUGACCGGAUGUUCAAGGAUGGAAGACUGGACCUCGCAAUGAAAGUUCUGUCUCAAAUGCUGAAGGAUUCCUGUAGUCCUAACGUUGUUACUUACACAGCUAUGGUUGAUGGGCUCUGUAAAAUAGGUGAAACAGAAAAGGCCCUAAACCUGCUGUCAUUGAUGGAAAAGAAGGGCUGCAGUCCAAAUGUUGUAACUUACACUGCGCUAAUAGACGGACUCGGGAAAGCUGGUAAAGUUGAUGCAAGUCUCAAGCUUUUUACGCAAAUGAAGACAAAAGGGUGUGCUCCCAAUUAUGUUACAUACAGAGUACUGAUAAACCAUUGUUGUGCUGUUGGUCUUUUGGAUGAUGCCCAUUUGCUGCUCGAUGAGAUGAAACAGACUCACUGGCCAAAGUAUUUGCAAGGAUACUGCAGCGCAGUUCAGGGUUUCAGCAAGAAGUUUCUCGCUUCUCUUGGUUUGCUGGAGGAGAUGGAAUCACAUGACACAGCACCGAUAGCUCAUGUUUAUGGCAUGAUCAUUGAUAGUUUUUCCAAGGCUGGUAGACUAGAGACAGCCUUGGAGUUGCACAAAGAGAUGAUGGAAGUCUCAUCACCUCUAAAUAUGACCAGCAAGGGCAUGUACACCUCAUUAAUCCAGGCACUUUGUUUAUCAUCUCAAGUUGAAGAAGCAAUUGCAUUACAUAUUGAAAUGACAAGGAGAGGUACUAUGCCAGAUUUAAGUCUGUUUGUUUGCCUCAUAAAGGGACUAAUUGCAGUGGAUAAGUGGAAUGAAGCCCUUCAGUUGUGUUAUGGCAUAUGCCAAGAGGGUGUGAAGUGGCAGGGCAACAAAUCCUUUGAUGGAGGGUAGAGCUGUGCUGCCUUACUGCCUAUAACUCCCCAUUCUCCUCUAAUGAGUCAUCUCUAAAUCUCAUAGUCUGAAACAGAAAUGUGCAACUCAUGAAUGAUUGAAGAAAAGAGUACCGGGGACAUGGAGUACCACUGCAAAGAGAUCAGCUUGAUUCAUCAACUAUAUGUUGGUAUGCAUGUUAUAUGGAUGCUGAAGGAUAUGAUGAUGAUGCUCGAAAACAUUCAGUACAUUGCAUGCAGUCAAAUUGCACUCACGGCUGGCUGGUUCGUUCAGAUGAACAAAGGAAUAUCAUUGGUUAUCAAGAUUAGUCUUUGUAUAUAAGAUGGUGACUGUUACAGAAAAGUCUUGCCAGUGGUGAAGAUACUUGAAAGUUUCAUCAUCCUUUAUUCACCAAUUUGAGUGAUGUACAUAUGGGGAGACUGGGAACAUACCAAAAAGUUACAUGGCUCUUCGUUGUAUUGAGUAGUCAGGGUGCCACUUUUGAGAUUGUAUAGGGAAUCGGUAAAUCACAUGAAUAUUUUCUGCAUUUCCUAUUGUUUCUCUUGGUAGUUGCACCAUUUAAGUGUUAAGUCUGCAUGUAAGUUCCAGUAAGCAUCAUAUCAUUUUCCAUGCGAAAAGAGAAUCUAUGCUCAUGUCAUGGCACUGAAUAGAAAUGAAAAUUUUAAAAGAAGCAAUUAUUUGCCAUGGAAUAUGCUGUGUGAUGCCCGCAGAGCAGUACUCUAACAAGUUAUUUCCGUGGUGGACAAUUUUGCGGAAAGUAAAGAGACGAAUUGUAGCGAGUGGGUAUUGCAUCACAUAUUCACACAUUUAGAUGUUAUUAUUAACUUAUGAAGGUUCUGAAGCAGACCAAUGUUCAUGACCAUUAUACUAAGGGUGAUCCGUGAUUAUCUUGGAGUGGGGUGUGAUUGUGAUGCACUCCAUAAACUAAGGUCCCAGAUUAUCAGGCAGUUCAUGCAAAAUCGCCAGUACAUUGCUCCAGAUGAUAUGAUACAUUGGGACACACCAUAUAUGUUUGCUGUUCCUGGGGUUGUGUUGACUAUCCAUUCUCUCUGAACUUAGCCUCAGCUUUCUGAAUGACACUGGGAUCUUGAAGUGAUGGCCACUACUAUCAGGCAGUUAGUGAAGAGUCAUGAACACAUUGCUGGGAACUUUGGCAACUGAGUUUAUGCUAUUAUUCCUUUAAUCUCGAGCAAUAGGCUGGACCGGUCAAAAGUGUAGCGAACAACUAGGGGAAUUUUUAGCCCCCAUUACACAAGAAUGUCGGCAUUCUCUGAGCAUUGACAUGUGACCAUGAUCUUUGACAGAAUGCUGCAAUAUAGUUGCGCCUUUUAACUGUCACUUUAGUCAGACAAAAGAAGAUUUACUGAAGAAAAAUGCGUCAAAGGUGGAUUUCUGGUGCCACAUUUAAAACCUGAGCUCAAGUUUGUGCAACAUAUCUGGCCAAAGAUCAUGACAACUAGAAGCUCGUUUGCUCUCUGUUUGUAUCUGAUUCUGUAUUAUCCUUCUUAACUGUUUCUAUCUGAUUGUUCUGAAGGAGCUAACAUGGGUGGAGAAGCAGAGUGCCAGAAGGAUUAGCUCCUUCAGAACAAGAAGACAGAAGAAUUGGCAACGCGACAGCACCCGAGAAGCAUUGCCUGCCACCCGCUGCACCCUGGGGAUUUGGUUCCAAAGCGGCUAGAUCUGAAGUUGAAGCACUGAGAUGAGCGAGAACUAAUCCAAAGCAGGCAGGUUGACCAAUAGCUCAGUCCUGCCACCCAAGUAUUUGGGUGCCUGCCUUUUCUAAGCCAAGAAGUUCAGCUCCUGGACGGGUACAUGGCGCCUCUGUCAUCUUCACCGGUGCUGCCUUGCUUUGCCUGUGUUUUUGUGUGUAAUAUUUGCCGGUGCUUCCCUCGCACUGAAAUCUUGGUUAUGCGCCCACGGUAUGUGUGUUUUGCUCCAGUGUCGAUGCUUCCCUCACACUGAAAUCUUGGUUAUGUGCCCACGGUAUGUGUGUUUUGCUCCAGUGUCGAGGCAAUGGUGCCAUUGCCGCGGAGACGUCCUUGCGUAGGAGAAAGUCCUCCUGAGCCUACGCAAGGACUCCACUGGUUGAACUUACAGGCUUCUCCGUGUCAGCGCUGGCGUGCAAACUCCGGCGAUGAGAUCAAUUGAGGAAACACGUGAAGGUCAUGGUUAUGGUAGGGAAUUAUGCAGUGAUUUUUUCAUGGAAAUAGCAACACCCCAUGUCACUUUCAGAAUGAAUUUUGGACGAAUUUGCACCAAAUUGGAAGUUCGACCAGUUGACCCCAA
Molecule: messenger RNA, 5356 nt
Organism: Lolium perenne
Lineage: Eukaryota; Viridiplantae; Streptophyta; Magnoliopsida; Poales; Poaceae
Molecular function (GO): protein binding
Source: RefSeq, a predicted model, not a curated record